Messenger RNA from Lynx canadensis (Canada lynx), 8589 nucleotides. RefSeq names its product kinetochore scaffold 1 (gene KNL1). Gene Ontology annotation, cellular component: nucleus. Lineage: Eukaryota; Metazoa; Chordata; Mammalia; Carnivora; Felidae. Gene Ontology annotation, biological process: protein localization to kinetochore; cell division; attachment of spindle microtubules to kinetochore. The record is from RefSeq and is a predicted model, not a curated record.
UUCUUCAAAAAAUGGAUGGGAUGUCUUCAGAAGCUAAUGAAGAAAAUGACAAUAUGGAAAGACCUCUUAGAAGAAGACAUUCCUCAAUUUUGAAACCCCCAAGGAGUCCUCUUCAGGAUCUCAGAGGUGGGAAUGAAACAGUUCCGGACUCUAAUGCUUUGAGAAAUAAGAAAAGCUCCCGUCGAGUCAGCUUUGCAGAUACUAUAAAAGUAUUCCAGACAGAGUCUCAUAUGAAAAUAGUAAAGUCAGAAAUUACAGAAACAGAUGCAGGAGAAAAUGUUCUAUUUAUACAGAACAAGAAUCCAGAAGAUAACUACUGUGAGAUUACUGGAAUGAACACAUUGCUUUGUGCUCCCAUUCAGUCUCAGAUGCAACAGAGAGAGAUUUCAGUUGCAGAACACAGCCAUGAAAAGAAACAUGCACAUGACCAGACAGUCGUCUUUUCAGAUGAAAACCAGAUGGAUCUAACAACAAGUCACACUGUGAUGAUUACCAAAGGCCUUUUAGAUUGUACCAAAAGUGAAAAAUCCACUAAGAUAGAUACCACAUCAUUUCUGGCUAACUUAAAGCUCCAUACUAAGGAUUUAGGAGUGAAAAAGGAAUUAAAUUUUUCCAUGGAUCAAAGCACUUCUUCAGAAAAGAAAAUAAAUUUUAAUGACUUCAUAAAAAGAUUGAAAACAGGAAAAUCUAAUGCUUUAACAGGACCGGAUAAAGAAAAUUUUGAGAUAUCUGUUCAUCCCAAAGAAUCACAUAGGGCCUCUUCUGUACAUCAAAUGCAUGUAUCUCUUAGGGUAGAUGAAAAUAGCAAUAAUAUGACUAGAAUCUUUAGAGAACAAGAUGAUGAGAUGAAUUUCACCCAGUGUCAUACUGCCAAUAUUCAGACUUUGGUUCCCACAUCCAGUGAGACCAGCUUAAGGGAAUUUAAAGGUGAUGAUAUUACAAUUUAUGGCAAUGACUUUAUGGACUUGACAGUUAAUCACACUAUCCAGAAUUUGCCCUCAGCAGAUAAUUUAUCUAAUACAGAAAAUCAAACUCAGAAUGUCAUGAUGGAUAUUCCAACAGCUUAUGGAACUAAAGCUCCAGGAAAGAAGACAUUCUUAAAGAAUAAACUGAGUGCUGCUUUUCAAGACCCUUCUUUCAACCCUAAGGGUGAAAUACAUACUAUCAGAAGUCCUAUUACAGAGACAGAAACUCACAUAGUCACACAGACUUCUAACCAAGAUGCCAGAACAUUGGCCAUGAUCCCAGAAUCUCUGUGUGUGAGCCCAGCUACUCAAGAUCAUAAAACAUUUUUCUGUUCUAGCAGUAAUGAUGCUAUGGAACUAACCAAGUGUCUCUCAGGUAUGAGAGAAGAGAAAAAUUUACUGAAGAAUGAGAGUAAUUAUUCUAAAAUAUAUCCCAAUCCAGAUACCAUGUCUGUUGUCACAGAGAAAACUGUUUAUUUAGGAGAGGAUAGCAUGGACAUUACCAGGAGUCAUACAGUUGCAAUAGAUAAUCAGAUUUUUAAACAAGAUCAGACAAACAUACAGAGAGCAGACACACGAGUAUCUGAAAAAGAAAUGAUGCUCCAAAAUCUCAAAACCAUGUCAGAGGAUGAGGAAAUAAAUAUAAAUUGUAGCUCAGUUCCUCAUGAAUUUAAGGGAAGAUUACAGCAGAGCCUGGCAAAUUCUUCAUCCUUUUCAUUGACUGACAAAAAGACUGAAAUAUUCACAGAUGAAGAUAUGGAUUUGACUAGAAGCCACACAACUAACCUAGGAAGUCAAGUUCCUCUUGCAUCUUACUAUCUAACAUCUGAGAAUACCAGUAAAUUUCACUCUCAAAGCAAAAGCUCUUCAAAUGAAUGGGAAGAAAUGACCAAAAGUCAUAUGGAACCAUCCCAACAGCCAGACAAAAUAUCUAAAAACACCCCAACUGACACCUGGGGCAAAGACAAAGAUCAAGUUUUCAAGAUUGCACCCUAUCUUGACAAAGAUUCUCCUCACUCAGCUGAUGCUAAUCAAGACAUAGCAACAAGCCGUAAUAUGGUAUACUCUGGUGGAAAUCUUGAGAAACAAGCAACACUGGGAAAUAGUGGAAAUACAGUUUUAUGUCAGCAACCUUUAUUUCCUACCACAGAGUCAUUUUCUGUAUUAGAAGGACAGUCUACCAUGAAAAAUCAUAAUAUUGCUGUUAACAGUUACACAGUGAAAUCUGCACCAGGCCAGAAUUCUAAACUGCCUGAGCCACUAAGGAAAAGUUUAGGCAAUCCCACACUUGACUGUUCUCAUGACAAGACAAUUACUUGUUCAGAGGAAGAACAAAAUAUGGAUCUAACCAAGAGUCAUACUGUUGUCAUUGGAUUUGGUCCUUCUGAGGUACAAGAAUUGGGUAAGACUGAUUUAGAAAAUACUAACAGCCAGCUGACAACAGUAAACAAACAGAUAGCUGUAAAAGUCGAAAAAUGUAGUAAAACUCCUGCAGGGAAAAUUGGAGUAUUUGUUUCUAAUGAUAACAUAGAUGUGUUGGAGGACAAAAGUAUACAGAAACUUGGAUUUCUGAAUGAAAAGCAAGAUGUCAAAAUUUGUGGAAGGAAAAGUGUUGGCAGACUAAAAGUUGAUAAGACUAUUGUAUUUUCAGAGGGUGAUGAGAAUGAUAUGGAUAUCACCAAGAGUUUUACAGUGGAAAUAAAUCAUAAACCUUUAUUAAAUGAACAAGAUUUUCAUUUGGUGCCUUUGGCAGGAACUUCUAAAACUGUUUUGUAUACGUGUGGGCAAGAUGACAUGGAGGUCACUAGAAGUCACACAACUGCUAUAGAAUGUAAAACUGUCUCACUGGACGAAAUCACUAGGCCUGUUGACAAAACCGUAAUGUUUGUAGAUAAUUACAAUGAACUGGAAAUAACAAAGUCCCACACUGUUUUCAUUGACUACCAAGCAAAGGAUAGGACUGUGCUUACAGACAGACCUGACUUUGAACUAUGCAAAAGAAAAAGCCCAGAAAAGCCAAGAGUGACAUUUCCUUCUGCAGAGGACAGUGUUUUCUUUCCAGAGAAUGGUGAAAGUGACCAUUCAGCAGCAAAAGUCAACAAGCUAACACCACUGACAGAAUGGCCUAACAUUGGUCCUAUAGAGAAAGCUGUAGGAUUUAUAGCUGGUGAUAACAUGGAAGUGCCUAAAUCAACCAUUUGGAAAAAUGACAAAGAUGUACCAAAGCCUGAACUUCUGAAUGAUACUAUAUCACGCAAAAGUCAGAGAAGGAAAAGCCUUAGUCUCAAAAAUGACAAAACUGCAUUUUCAAAAAUGAUAAAUGGUAUGGAUAUCACCCAGAGUUGUACAGUGAAAAUAAGUAACAAAAGUGUCCUGGAAGAUAGAGAGGAUUCCCGUUUGGUGCCUUUGGCAGGAACUUCUAAAACUGUUUUGUAUACAUGUGGGCAGGAUGACAUGGAGAUGACUAGAAGUCACACAACUGCCUUAGAAUGUGAAACUGUCUCACCAGAUAAAAUAACUACUAGGCCUAUGGACAAAACUGUAAUGUUUGUAGAUAAUCACUGUGAUCUGGAAGUUACCAAAUCCCAUACUGUUUUCAUUGAUUGUCAAGCCACAGAGGAAAUUCUUCAAGAGUGCCCUAAAUUUGGAAUAGCUAAAGGAAAAACCUUGGGUGUUUCUUUUCAUAAUGAUGGUCACUCUAUUCAAGAACUCACUGAAAAACAAGCACUGGCUGUAGAAAACAAAAUUGUUUACUCUGAGCAAAAGCAUCAUGUGAUACCCUCUGUUACUAUUAAUACAUUGUCUGGGGGUCAAAGUCAGUUAGAAAUGAUCAAAUUCAAUAGGACUGUGGAUGAGCAGGUCAGGGGGAAAGUUGAAGACCAGGCCUAUACAUUGGAAAAAGCCAAAACUGAAAGCUGUCAGUUAAAUAGUACAGAUAGAAGAAACAUGGAUUUUACAAACAGUCAUGCAACUGCUAUGUGUGGAUCCAGUGAUAAUUAUUCCUGUUUACCAAAUGCUAUUUCCUAUUUUGACAAUUUGGAGGGGAAUGUCAUGUCCUCAGAUGAUAAAGAUGAGAAAGCCAGUAAUUGCCCAAUGCAAAACGAUCUUGUUUAUGCAAACAAUUUAGCCAAUGAAUAUUACUUGAAAUCUGAGGGACUGCCUCUCUCUGCUUCUUGUUCUUUGUUAGAGGAAGAAGUUACUCAAACCAUUACCAAAGGACACUUAGACUGUGCUAUAACAGUGCUCAAAGAUCAAGAUCUGAUUAAGGAGCCCCAAAAUGUGAUAGCUAAUCAAACUUUAAUAUAUAGUCAAGAUCUGGGGGAGGUAACUAAACCUAAUUCAAAGCGAGUAUCUUUUAAGCUCCCAAAGGAUCAAAUGGAGGGCUUUGUUGAUAAGGCAGAACAUAAUUUAAAGAUGACCUUUGUUGAUGAUGUCUGUGUGGCUUCUAAGCCUCAUCUCUCAACCCAGCUACCUCCAUUAUCUCAACAAGGACAAAUAAUUGUGAAUAAAGAUGCAGUAUUGUCUAACACUGGAAAUAAGGAUUUAAAUAUUGUUAUGGGAAAUUCUUCUGUACCCACAUGUGCAAAUGAGUCCAAAAUGCUCAAUAAUGCCCAACAGUAUACUAUAGCCUGUAAAAAAGAGCUGAGGAAAAAUAUUCAGGCAAGCAAAUACAAUACAGAUUUCCACAGUAACUCUGACUUGACUAAGCAAGUUAUUCACACUCAUUCUAAUUCUAGAGAAGCAUCAUCUCCUGAAAUUGCAUCUAAUACUGCAAGUUUUAGUAGUGUCAAAUCAGAUCUGAAUAUGAAUGGAAAAACUGAAGAAUUUUUAGAUUUCCAAACUGCUCAUAUACACCUUCUCCAGAACAAUUACUUCAUUGGUAAUAAGGCACACAAUCAUAUGAGUAUAGAGCAAGCUACAGAAAUACAUAAUAUUAACACAGUGUCCAGCAAUGUUGAAGAUGAUAGAGAUAAAGAAAAUAAAAUUUCUCAUAUGGAACUGACAACUGUCUUACCACUCACAGUUGUAAAAGAUAAAGUAAGGAGCGUUCUUUGGGAAUAUUUUGCCCAGAUGCCAAAUAAGAGAAACUGUAGUGUCACUGAUGAUGACCUGAAGCAGAUUCAAGGAGAUACAGCUGAUUUAAGUCACUUAGAAACUCAACCAGUCUUCAGUAAGGAAUCAAGCAGAGUUGUUGCAACUAAGCUGAACUUAAGUCCAUCUCAAUAUAUAAAUGAGGAAAACCUUCCUAUAUACCCUGGUGAGAUUAAUUCCUCAGACUCUAUUAUCGUAGAAACUGAGGAAAAGGCUUGAUUGAGAUAUCAAAAAGAGAUUUCACCAUCUGAAAAUAAAAUAAGAGAAACCAGUAAUAGCCAAAAAAGAACCUGGACACAAGAAGAAGAUGAUAUUCAGAAUGACAAAAUCAGAAAAAGUGAGAUUAGGUUUAGUGAUACUCCACAAGAUCAGGAGAUUUUUGAUCACCAUGCUGAAGGGGAUAUAGAUAAAAAUGCUAACACUGUAUUAAUAAAGAGCCUAAGCAGGACACCAUGUAGUUGCAGCAGUUCUCUGGAUUCGAUCAAGGCCGAUGGGACUUCUCUGGACUUCAGCACACACCACAAUAGUCAAAUGGAAUCACAGUUCCUCAGAGACACUAUUUGUGAAGAGAGCUUGAAGGAGAAACUCAAAGAUGGGAAAAUUACAAUAAAGGAGUUCUUUAUACUUCUUCAGGUCCACAUUUUGAUACAGAAACCCCGACAGAGCAAUCUCCCAACCAGAUUUACUGUAAACACACCACCUACUCCAGAAGACGUGAUGUUAAGUCAAUAUGUUUACCGACCCAAGAUACAGAUUUAUAGAGAAGAUUGUGAGGCUCUUCGCCAAAAGAUUGAAGAAUUAAAGCUAUCUGCACUGAACCAGGAUAAACUGUUGACUGAUGUAAAUAGGAACCUGUGGGAAAAAAUGAGACACUGCUCUGAUGAGGAGCUGAAGGCCUUUGAUUACCUGAACAAAAUAAAGUCACGUUUUACCAAGAUGACUAAAGUCUUCACUCACCAAGGAAAAGUGGCUCUCUACAGCAAGCUGGUACAGUCAGCUCAGAAUGAGAGGGAGAGACUUCAGACAAGGAUAGAUGAAAUGAACAACAUACUUAAGAAGAUUGAGAACUGUCUCACUGAGGUGGAAAUAGAAACUAAGAAUUUGGAGGAUGAAGAGAAAGACAAUCCUAUGGAAGAAUGGAAUUCAGAAAUGAGAGCUGCAGAGAAAGAACUGGAACAGUUGAAAACUGAAGAAGAAGAGCUCCAAAGAAAUCUCUUAGAACUGGAAGUACAGAAAGAGCAGACCCUUGCUCAAAUAGACUUCGUGCAAAAACAAACAAAUAGAACUGAAGAGCUACUGGAUCAGUUGAGCGUGUCUGAGUGGGAAGUCAUCGAGUGGAGUGAUGAUCAAGCUGUGUUCACCUUUCUUUAUGACACAAUAGAACUUACCAUCACCUUUGGAGAGCCAGCAGUUGGUCUCCCUUUCCUGGACAAGGCUUUCAGGAAGAUUGUUGACCUGAAUUUUCAGUCUCUGUUAGAUGAGGAUAAAGCUCCUCCUUCCUCCCUUUUAGUUCAUAAGCUUAUCUUCCAGUACAUUGAGGAACAAGAAUCCUGGAAGAAGAAAUGUAAAACGCAGCAUGAGGUUCCCAAGAUGCUUCAAGAAAUUUCACUUGUAGUGAGCCAUUGUAGACUCCUUGGAGAAGAAAUUGAGUUUUUAAAGAGAUGGGGACCAAAUUAUAACCUAAUGAACAUAGAUGUGACUAAUACCGAAUUGAGGCUUUUAUUCUCCAGCUCUGCAGCAUUUGUAAAGUUUGAGAUAACUUUACCUCUCUCAGUUCAUUUUCCAACUGUCCGCUUACCUUUUUCCAUUCAAAAUCACCUUGGAAACAUUGGCCAAGAUGAAAUCACUGCAAUUCUAUCUAAAGUGCCACUGGAGGACAACUACCUAAAGAAUGUAGUCAAGCAAAUUUACCAAGAUCUACUUCAGGACUGCCAUUUCUACCACUAGACCUAUGGACUACAGCUAUAAUAACCAAGCAUAGCGCACAUCAUAAUGAUAUUACGUCGGAGUAUCCAUUGCUAUUUAAUCUUUGUCUUUAGGUCAUAGAAAGAAGCCUCAUAAAAUUCCUCCUGAUGAUGUUAUAGUUAAUUUGUAUGGCUAGUUUUUAAAUCUCUACAGUCAGGAAUGAUGAAAGUCCUCAAAUAGCCUUUUAUCAACUUGCUCAUCUUUUUAUGAAAGGUUCAAAUAGUAGAACACUUAGGGAAAAUUUCUUCUAAUUAAAGUUGUGCUCUUUGCUUUAGUACAAGCCCUACAGAGUAACUUUAAGUGGAGCUGUCACCGCUGACAAAAACAUUAGCCAUUUCCUCAUAUGUACAGCUCUAAUUUUUUGGUUGCCGGCCUUCUGUCUAGUAGGUAUUUUUCUGGGAUAGAGAUUUAUCUGUCUACACACUACUCAUCCUCCUUUUUCUUCAUUUUAAAAAUUUUAUUAAGAAAAAGCAAUAGCACUCAGCCAUUCAAAUGGUUGCCAUCUUUUCUAGAGGGCCUUGCCUUUUAUUAUGUAAUAUGUGUUAAUAUUUUCUCAGUAUAAUUUUAUAGAGAAAGUUAAUUCAUUUUGGGCUAGUACAUAUAUGUAAAUAUAUUGAUUUUUUUUGUUUUUGUGACGUAGUAAGGAGAUAUAUAUAUAUACAUAUGGAAAUACAUAGUCGUGUAUAGAGAGAUACUCUUCUGCCUCGGCAAUUUCCAUCUUUCUGAAGGAUGCUUUACAGCAAGAUUCUCAGUCUCUUUCUAUCAAAUAAUUGUACUUCAAACAAUAUCAAAUUUAAAACCACCAGUUCUGUCAAGUUCUGGCAGUAGUAAUUAAUUUAAUGUGAGAAUUGGUUUCUGAAGCCACACCCUUCUCAUAAACAAAAAUAAGCCAUAUCCAUUGAUAUUGAAUGACCAGUAUUAUCUGUGAGAUAAAUAUGAGAAAAUUUUUACCCAAACUUUAAUUGAAUCCUAAUCAUGAUAAUUUUUUCAUUUCUUUUAUAUUUAAUUAUAAACUAAAGUAUAUUUGCAUUUCAAACUAAUUCAUAUUAAAAUUUUGCUUUAUACUUUACGAUCAGGUUAAAGUCCUCUGGGUCCCAUGAAUGUUAUCUUCGCUCUUAAAUUGGCUUUUACUUCUGAGCUAUUGGUCAGAAAGAUCACAUGGUCUUUUAAACCUCAAAUUCAACAUAAAAUUUAUUUUCCAUAAAAAUCAAGAUGUAAAUAUUCUUGAAAAACUUUUAAAGUCACCAAUGUGGCCUGUUUUCCAUGAAACUUAAAUUAGUUUUCUUACUGGAGUUGUUUUAUUUAUUUUCUGUAAACCUAAAAAAUAGAAAUUUUCUUUUAUUCAUUUUGGUAAACUGGAAUGACCAGCUUCAAGAAUGAUUUGGCUUGUAAUUAUGGACUCUGCUUUCUUGGGUUUAGAUACAAAAUUGUAAUAUAUACCUAGUUAUUUGCAUUUGUAUUUGUUCAAAGGAUUGGCUAUUUUUAUAAAAAUUUUUUGGAAAUUGUUCCUUCACUAAUUAGAAGCAGACUGGUUUUUGCACUAUUAAAAUAAGUUUAUUAUAUGAAA